Oryza brachyantha (malo sina) is the source of this 762-nucleotide messenger RNA. Its product is annotated as mavicyanin-like. The transcript has a single exon. Bases 1 to 591 code for a protein of 196 amino acids. Gene Ontology annotation, molecular function: electron transfer activity. Gene Ontology annotation, cellular component: plasma membrane. The record is from RefSeq and is a predicted model, not a curated record. Lineage: Eukaryota; Viridiplantae; Streptophyta; Magnoliopsida; Poales; Poaceae.
AUGGCUGCGGCCAGAGCAGCUGCUGUACUCGUGGUGGCCAUGGCGGCGGCGGUGCUUGCGACCACGGCGAUGGGCGCCACCACCUACACGGUGGGAGCUCCGGCGGGGUCGUGGGACAUGCGCACCAACUACGCGCAGUGGGCGUCGUCCGUCACCUUCCGCGCCGGGGACCAGCUCGUGUUCAGGUACUCACCGUCGGCGCACGACGUGGUGGAAGUGACCAAGGCCGGCUAUGACGCCUGCUCCGCCUCCAGCCCGGUCGCCACCUUCAACUCCGGCGACGACACCGUGGCCCUCGCCGCCGCCGGCACCCGCUACUUCAUCUGCGGGUUUCCCGGCCAUUGCGCCGGCGGGAUGAAGCUCGCCGUCAAGGUCGAGGCCGCCGCCACCGGAGGCAGCACCGCGCCGUCGCCGAUGGCUCCUCGUGCAGGCACGCCGGCUGCAAUGCCACCUGCAGGCGCGAUGCCACCGGCGGCCGGUGGCCGGCCGGUGCCUCCGUCGAGCUCGGCUAGCAAGUCUGCUGGUGCCGUGGAAUCUCUCGUUGGUCUCGGCGUUGGCGCCAUUGCCGCUGGUCUCAUGAUCUUCUACUAGAGCCAUCGCAAGGAUGCAUGAGUUAUUGAUUUGUUCCCUCUAUUUUUAUUUCAUUUAUUGAUGCUUAUAUUCUUUUUCUGCGAUGAAUUUCGUGGAGCUUGUUAUACUAGCUUAUGAAAUUAAUUGUUGAAUGUAAUUUAAUUCACUGUAUUUUAAUUGUUGGAUUCUAUU